Messenger RNA from Meira miltonrushii, 1191 nucleotides. RefSeq names its product putative IDH1-isocitrate dehydrogenase [NAD] subunit 1, mitochondrial. Gene Ontology annotation, biological process: isocitrate metabolic process; tricarboxylic acid cycle. The transcript has 2 exons. The coding region runs from base 1 to 1191 and encodes 396 amino acids. Gene Ontology annotation, molecular function: isocitrate dehydrogenase (NAD+) activity. Lineage: Eukaryota; Fungi; Basidiomycota; Exobasidiomycetes; Exobasidiales; Brachybasidiaceae. Gene Ontology annotation, cellular component: mitochondrion. The record is from RefSeq and is a predicted model, not a curated record.
AUGACAAUUCUUCGUUCAUUGACAAGAUCGGCAACUGCUUUGCCACGUUUGGCAUCUUCAAGCAGUAAUGCAUCUUCUCGUAUCUUGUUGCCUUCCACAACUGCUGCAUUUUCAACUUCUUCAGUAACACCUUAUGCAUCUACAGUCUCAGCACCUCGUGCACAAGGAUUAAAGAAAGUUGGAGGCGUUUAUACUGUCACCUUGAUCCCAGGUGAUGGUAUCGGUCGUGAAAUCGCAGAUAGCGUAAAAGAAGUCUUUCAAUCUCUAAAUGUGCCAGUUGAAUGGGAACAAUUUGACGUUUCAGGUGAAACACAUGGUAGCGAAUCUUUGUUCAAAGAAGCAAUGGAAAGUUUAAGAAGAAACAAAGUUGGUCUCAAAGGUAUCCUUUUCACUCCAAUCGAUACUGCUUCCCAUAACAGUUGGAACGUUGCCAUGCGUCAACAAUUAGACAUUUAUGCUUCUUUGGUCGUUUGCAAAAGUUUACCUGGUUAUGCAACCCGUCACAAGGAUGUUGACUUUGCCAUCAUUCGUGAAAACACAGAAGGUGAAUACAGUGGUUUGGAACAUCAAUCUUACCCAGGUGUAGUCGAAUCCCUCAAAGUCUCCACACGUGCAAAGGCAGAACGAAUCGCUCGUUUCGCAUUCGAUUUCGCAAUCAAGAAUGGUCGUAAAAAGGUUACCUGCGUUCACAAGGCAAACAUUAUGAAAUUGGGUGAUGGUUUGUUCUUGAACACAUUCAGAAACGUUGCACAAAACGAAUACGGUAACAGCGGAAUCGAAUUUGACGAUAUGAUUGUCGAUAACACUUCUAUGCAACUCGUCUCUCGCCCGCAACAAUUUGAUGUUAUGGUCAUGCCAAAUUUGUACGGAAACAUUGUUACAAACAUUGGUGCUGCCCUUGUUGGUGGUCCAGGUACCGUUCCGGGUUGCAACAUCGGUCGUGAAUACGCUCUAUACGAACCCGGAUGCCGUCACGUUGCAAAGGAUAUCAUGGGUUUGGGUACCGCCAAUCCAGCUGCUCUAUUAUUGAGUUCAACAAUGAUGUUGCGUCAUUUGGGUUUGGACCCUCAUGCCAACCAAAUCGCUGAUUCAGUUUACAAGGUUCUCCAAGAAGGUAAAGUUCGCACUGCUGAUAUGGGUGGAAAGGCAAAAACUCAAGAUUUCACUCAAGCCGUCAUUGCUAAUUUCUAA